This is a messenger RNA of Plasmodium fragile, 3324 nucleotides long. RefSeq lists its product as uncharacterized. The transcript has a single exon. The record is from RefSeq and is a predicted model, not a curated record. NCBI's taxonomy places the organism in Eukaryota, Apicomplexa, Aconoidasida, Haemosporida, Plasmodiidae. Bases 1 to 3324 code for a protein of 1107 amino acids.
AUGGAGAACAACGAAAGUAACCACACCAGUUACUACCAAAGCGUAACGUCGAACAGCAACACGAUUAACAUUUUUUAUGAAGAUUUAAAGCAAGAGCAAAAUAAGAGUGACAAACUAAAAUCACAUGAGUGGAAAAAUGACAAGCAUGUAAGUGGAAAGAGGUCCAAAAAAGGAUACCAUUCGAAUCUUGGGUUCUUUCACCAUAAAAGGAAUAAAGCUGGUGAAAAGGAAAACAGGCAAUUUAUAGAAAAUGAAAAAAUUGGUAAUAACUACUCCCAACGGGACUUAAAAAAAAAAGGUAACCUUCUUCUACAGAGUGCAAAAGGUUGUGCAGACAAGUCCAAGGAGAACUUGCUCAUAGGUGCAUCGCUGGGAGGCAUCAACACAGAUGGUAAUAACAAAUUGGGGCAUCAUGUGCGAAGCUCCAAUGGAAAUGUUGGGCCCACUAUUCAGGGGUUUGCCCUUAACGUUGGGAAUGUGAACCCCACGAAGCAGGCGCACAACCAGGGUGGUUAUGGCAAAGGUGAUAAGCGGGCCCUCCACGAGAGCAAUCAUAACAACAAUAGCGGCCAUGUGGAGGCAGUGAGACUCACCAAAGAAUUGCUCGACGAUCUGAAUAAGAGAAACAAAAUUCUCGGUGACGACAGUGAAGAAGAUGGGGACCAUGACAACCAGAACUUCCUCAUCUAUGUGAAGAAAAGGAUUGAGCAGAAGAAGGAGGAGGAGAAGCGUGAGAAAAGGGCUGAGAGGAGUGGAAGGGUAGGCAGGAAGGCAGGUAGGAAGACAGGCGGGAAGAUAAUCGGCAGAGUGAGCAGGAAGAUAGUAGGUGGCCAGGCAGGCGGUCAGCGGGAGGGGGACUACCUUGGCGCCCCCGACAGCAUCCCUUCAGGUUUCCCCCAAAGUGCAGAUCAUGUCAAAGACCCAAGUGGUACCCGCGUGGAUGAAAUUAUGGGAGGAAACGACACAGAAGGGAACCCAAAAGAGGACUUGGAAACUCCCCCAAACGGGUGCGCCAAUGGAUGCGCGAAGGGAGUGGCUCCUCGAAGUGACAACUACAAUGAUGAUACCAAGGGGACGAGUAACGGCAACGGAGAAAAUUAUAAUCAGAUAGAAACAUACAAAACUAUGGACGACAGUAGCUCCCUCUUUAGUGAUGAAUCGACCAAGGUGUAUGUCAAUAGGAAGAAUAACGUUCAAUUUAAUAUGUGUGAAAAUCCUUGUGAUAUGUGGUAUGGGUUGAGAAAGAGGAAUGGCAAGCGCAUUUUUAUUAGCAGUCAGGGUGUGAAUGGUAAAAAGAAUAAAAACAAGGGGGGAAAUGCUAGGAGUGGUAAAACGAGGAGUGCAACUGGUAGAAGUGGUCACGUUUGGAAUGCCAAUGGGAGAAGCGACAUGGUCAGGAAUUCCAAAAAGAGUGGCACUGGCAUUGACAAUGACAUUAUCAAUGGCAUUAUGAGUGGCAAUGGAAACAACACGAAUGUGAAGGUCAAGUCCAAGAACGUAGAAAGGUACUACAUAAGCAAGAAGAAGGGAAGAAGCAGCAGUUUGGCCAAGCUAAGUCGAGACAAACCUAAAGGAAAAAAGAGCUCCAAGGGCAAUAUCAGAUAUGUUAAGUACAGUGCAGAGUGGAGCUCCAGUUACUACUCCAACGUAAUAAACAGCAAUGAUGGAAACCUCUCCGAUAAUACCAUUGCGACGAUGCACAUUGAUGGCAAUUGCAAAUAUAAUGAGGAGAGCAACGAGUAUAGAAGUAGCAAAGGGAAUAAUCACAUGUAUAAUUCCGCCACUUAUAGCGGUAACAGUAAAAAAGGACAUGGGAAAAAUGGACAAAACAAUAUUUUGCAGUUCAAUAAAAUGGGCGGUGGAAACAAUUUUAUCAUUUCGCGUAAUGACCAUCAUCAGCUAGCUAAAAAGUCUUCAAAAAAAAAAAGUAAAAAAAAUAUUAUGACCUGGUCAGGUAGAAAUAAAAAUUAUGAGAACAAACACAGAGUGCAUUUUGCUCCGAUGAAAGGUUCUAACAAGAACAUUUACUACGACAACGGGGCCUCCAAAAAUAGGAUUAGAGUGGGAUCCCUGGGGUAUUUGAGCGACGGUGGUGGCAAAGGUGCAUCACAUACAACAGCAGCUGUGACUGCUGCGAUAGAUGCGGAAGCUUCUUCCGUCGCUGCACCCAACACUGGUGAUGAACUCGACUGGGAUGAUCACAUCGACGGAGCUAAUAACAACGCGGAGGCAGAUGUAGCCCCAACAGGUCACGAGCCAAACGCGGGAGCAAACAGUAGCAUGGAGAGUAAUGAUGAUAGCGCUGAGGGGGAUGUUAAGUACCCCAGCGAAGACAACGCACAUGUUUGCGAUCCAACGAACAGCGACAGUAACCAUUUAAAAACUUACUCAUUUUCAAUGCACAACGGGCUGAUGAAGAGGAAGGAGAAUAUCUCUCGUGACGCCAGCGUAACAGCAGAUUAUAAAGGUACCACACCAAAUGGUAGUAUCCCUUCUUUCCCCUGCGCUGCCCCCAUACGACAGGACAAUAACGAAAAUAUUGCACCUACUUAUGAAAAAAAUUAUUUCAAGUCAUCCUGUGUGAAUCACGGAAGCGAAUUUCGCGCUGAGGUCAAACCCGGUGUGGACAAUGCGUGUGGUGCAAACCAACAUAAGGGAGUUGUGGUGCACGGGUCAUAUCAUCAGAGCGGUAAAAAUGGAGGCAAAAGAAUGAAUACACAUAAGACGCACAAAAUAAAUAACUACAGCAACCACAGUUACAAUGUUGGUAGCUCGUCAUACAACCGCGCAUUGGGCAAUAAGGACAAUGAGGGGAACUACGUGGCUCAUGCGUUACCUCCUGAUGGUGCCGCUGUACCAACGGCUCGCAUUGAAACAAGUGAGUACUACGCUAGGAACAAGGGGAAGGAUUAUGUUGGUGCACCCAACUUUUACUACCAGCAUGGUGGAAAGAACGGGGGGUCCAGUUACCACAGCCAUGCGAACAGCAACAAACCAUUUGACAUUAUUAAGGACGAGACACUUAUCGUGGCGGAGAGCAGAGAUAAAAUAAUUUCCCCCGACAUAGCCUACACGGGCGAGCAAAACAGAAAGUACAAAAAUUACUACUACAACAAUGCCAAGUUUGACUUGUCUUAUGAAAUUGAAGACGACGUACGGAAGCGGAAGAAAAAAAAGUGGACCGCCAACAGCAGUGGCAGCAAUGGAAAUGCAAACGCAAACAGCAGUCAUGGUGGCGCCCCCUUUGCCAGCAAGUCAGCCUUUAAGACCGCCAGGGAAAGGGUGCAGUCCAUAUUGGCCAAGCGGAGGGGCGUGGACUUCUGA